CCGGUGUCAAAGCUUUGACGAGGCGGAAGUUUCCACGCGAAUAAACCAACUUCUUGUCUCUCUCCCUCACCAAACCUCUGGUGGUUGUAAGAGCAACACACGCAGAGAGAGAGAGAGAGAGAGAGAGAGAGAGAGAGCGAGAGAGCUGUUGACAAUGGCGAGUUCUGCGUCGGUGAAUUUGGAUGAUGUUCCUUCCAUAGAUCUCAUGACGGAGCUGCUCCGUCGCAUGAAGUGCUCCUCCAAACCCGACAAACGCCUUAUCCUCGUCGGCCCACCUGGAUCAGGAAAAGGUACCCAAUCACCAAUUAUUAAGGACGAUUACUGCUUGUGUCACUUAGCUACUGGUGAUAUGUUAAGGGCAGCUGUUGCUGCUAAAACACCUCUUGGGGUUAAGGCUAAAGAGGCCAUGGACAAGGGAGAACUUGUUUCUGAUGACUUGGUUGUUGGCAUUAUAGAUGAGGCUAUUAAGAAGCCUUCAUGUCAAAAAGGUUUCAUUCUUGAUGGAUUUCCAAGGACUGUAGUCCAAGCACAAAAGCUUGAUGAGAUGCUUGAAAGGCAGGGGACUAAAAUUGAUAAGGUGCUCAACUUUGCAAUUGAUGAUGCAAUAUUGGAAGAGAGGAUUACUGGUCGCUGGAUUCACCCUUCUAGUGGUAGGACAUAUCACACAAAAUUUGCUCCUCCCAAGGUCCCUGGUAUUGAUGAUGUCACUAGCGAGCCUUUGAUUCAACGCAAGGAUGAUACUGCUGCAGUUCUCAAGUCAAGGCUUGAGGCAUUUCAUAGGCAGACUCAACCGGUAAUCGAUUAUUAUAACAAGAAGAGCAUUGUUGCUCAGCUUCAUGCAGAGAAACCUCCAAAAGAGGUCACGUCUGAGGUUCAAAAGGUGCUCUCUUCAUGAAACUGAGCCCUAGGGACUUGGUUUUUGGAGAAGGUACCCUUGGAUUUUUGUUCAUUUAUAUGUAUUUUUUUUAAAAAAAAUAUCGUUGAAUUUGGUGAUCCAUCGGUUGCUUUUUGCUAACUGCAUACCCGGCUGCUGUCAGCUAUUGAGGUGUUAACUCGAGUGUUUUAUUUUUCAAAAAUAAAAAUUAUAUACUUGGAGCAA
Malania oleifera is the source of this 1099-nucleotide messenger RNA. RefSeq names its product adenylate kinase 4. The coding region runs from base 155 to 895 and encodes 246 amino acids. The record is from RefSeq and is a predicted model, not a curated record. Gene Ontology annotation, molecular function: AMP kinase activity; ATP binding. The transcript has 6 exons. Gene Ontology annotation, cellular component: cytoplasm; mitochondrion. Gene Ontology annotation, biological process: nucleobase-containing compound metabolic process. NCBI's taxonomy places the organism in Eukaryota, Viridiplantae, Streptophyta, Magnoliopsida, Santalales, Ximeniaceae.